AAGUCUGAAAGUUUUCCAAUUUACCUCUAGGCUCUACUUGCACUGUGAAUUGUGAUUAUUAUUUACUUUUUUAGGAAGAGCAUUCAUUACAAAAUAUGUUGUGCAUAGUGUUUAUUUAAAUGCGAAUCUUUGUACACAGCUUUCAUUUAUUUAAUUUUCAAUCGUUAAAUUUAAACAUUUCUCGCGUGCUGAUGAGUAUCAAAUAAAUAAGCUUUAUUUACGUAACGUAUAAACAUCAUCAUGGCCACCAAUGACCCAAGUGUAAACAGUAUUCCAUCAGCCCCAAAUGAUUUGCCACCUCCAUAUUCAGCCGUUGUAGGUAAUCCACCGUAUGGCUUUGUGGCACCUACGGGGAAUAGUUACACUACCAACGGCUCUGAACCUCCUAAAUAUUUCACUCCUCCUGGCGUAUAUCCCCAUCCUUCCCCUAAUACUGUCAACAUUUCUCAGCCUCUUGCGAGAGAUAUGCCUACCUCUUCAAAUAUGACAGUUCCUGUCGGAGUUGUCUUACCAGCUGCUGUAGGAUCUGAACCAACAACAGUUACUUGUUAUAAUUGUGGAAAAGUAGUUACCACUCGAGUGACUUAUACCACUGCUUGGCAUACACACUUGGUUGCUGGUUCAUUAUGCAUCAUCACUAUGGCCUGUUCUUUAUGCUGUCUCGGGCUAGUCCCAUAUUGCUUUGACACAUUCAAGGAUGCAGAGCAUUACUGCCCAAACUGCAGUACCUUUAUUGGAAAAAGCAAUAAGUGUUAAUCACAAUUCCUCAUUUCAUAUUAAAUGUAUGGAUUGACACAAAUUACAAUAUUAAGUAAACAAUAGCCAAGAGAAAAAUUUUGUGCCAUGUAAAUAUUAAAUCUGUAAUGUCCAUGAUUCUAAGGCCUGUUGUUGGGAGAUGCUUAAACAAUUAAGAGUAAGAUAUUGGAUCACUAUACUAUGUACACAAUCAUUCUUCAAUUGGUCUUGUGAUGUUGUAGCAAGUAUGUUGUAGAACUGGCAUUAUAAUGGGUGGCGCAAAAGUACUGGCACUAAAGAAAAUUUGUUUAUUUUUUUUAUAUGACAUUUCCUGUCAUUCUGUUGUUGAAAAUUGUGUAGUGAACAAAUUUAAAAUACACUGAAAAUAAACAAGGACCGUUUUACUCCCCAAGAACGUGGAAUAAUCGUGUCAAUGUUCUUACAGAAUAAUUCAUCAGUGAUAAAACACAACGUGAAUUUCGUCGACGAUUUCCCCACCGUCCGGCACCGAUUGGUCGCACAAUCCGACGCUUUGCCACACGCCUUGAAGCAAC
Molecule: messenger RNA, 1289 nt
Organism: Pieris napi
Lineage: Eukaryota; Metazoa; Arthropoda; Insecta; Lepidoptera; Pieridae
Product: lipopolysaccharide-induced tumor necrosis factor-alpha factor homolog
Exons: 2
Coding region: 241-756 (171 amino acids)
Biological process (GO): methylation
Molecular function (GO): methyltransferase activity; nucleic acid binding; zinc ion binding
Source: RefSeq, a predicted model, not a curated record